Messenger RNA from Pipistrellus kuhlii (Kuhl's pipistrelle), 591 nucleotides. RefSeq names its product guanylate cyclase activator 2A (gene GUCA2A). The transcript has 3 exons. Lineage: Eukaryota; Metazoa; Chordata; Mammalia; Chiroptera; Vespertilionidae. The record is from RefSeq and is a predicted model, not a curated record. The coding region runs from base 65 to 400 and encodes 111 amino acids. Gene Ontology annotation, molecular function: guanylate cyclase activator activity. Gene Ontology annotation, cellular component: extracellular region.
AAAAGCCCCAACUGUUUCCCGUUGGCACCCAGGACCAGCCACUCCUCUCUCGGGCACGGCUGCCAUGAACACCUUCCCGCUCGCCGCUCUGUGCCUCCUGGGAGCCUGCGCUGCCCUGGCAGGGGCAGUCACUGUGCAGGAUGGACAGUUCUCCUUUUCUCUGGAGUCAGUGAAGAAGCUCAAGGGCCUGCGGGAGCUCCAGGAGCCCAGCGUUGGGAACGGAAUUCAGUUUGACGGACCUGCGGUUCCCGCCCUCUGUAGCUCUGGUAAAUUGCCUGCAGAGAUCAAGCCUGUCUGCAAGGAGCCCGACGCCAAUGAGAUCCUCAGGAGGCUGGAGGCCAUCGCUGAGGACCCGAGCACAUGCGAGCUCUGUGCCUAUGCUGCCUGUGCUGGAUGCUAGGACAGCAGGGGCUUGCUGUCUUCUGUCCCUCCCCUGCAGAAUGCUCCCACUCCUGGCAUCUUAAUCUACCCUGCCCCCCAUGGAGGACCAAGGAGAGAGCAGCCUGGGAAGACCCAGCCCCUGAACCCACCGGAGCUGCCAGCUGCUGGCUGCUUCUCCAACCUGCCUCUAAUAAACCAGAUUCCAGAGUA